GUACUUACGAUACACUUUCCUUAUGCCUAAACAAAGAAAGCACUCUCAGUUGACUUGACGUCAAUGGGGUGAACUGUUGAAAACUUAGUGACCAAGUAUGGUCAGAUCGUCAUUUCACUCCCACCACCUCCUAUAUAACACCACUCUAAGUCCUCAGACACAUCACAAGUCCUAGAGAGAGAAAUUAAGACUGAAGGUUUCAUUAUCGUUAAUUAGCUUAGUUAUUCAUGGAGAGAAGCAACAACUACAGCAGAGGAGGUGGUGGUGGUCGCGGUCGAGGUCGCGGCGGCGGCGGUGGUGGUAGAGGGGGAAACAACCAACAUCAGGGUGGAGGCCGAGGCAGAGGGACGGGUAUGGGUAUGGGUAUGGGUAGGGGUGCCACCUACUCCGCCACCAACCAGCAACCAGCAAAUUAUCGCCAAGGUGGGGCCUACGGGCCAGCGCCGGGUCAGUCUGUGGGACCCACAAGGAGACCGGAGCUAGGCGAAGGCUCCACGGCGAGAGUUGGAGGAGUGUGGGGAGUUAAUGCUCGCACGGCUCUCUUUCCUCAACACUCGGACAGGACGACUCCUGAUCCUAAACCUCAUCCUGGCCCUAAAAAGAAGAUCAAAUCUCAUUUCACAGAUUCUGUUAUUCGAGACAUACAGUCAUUGAAGAUUUCAGAGCAGCUGCCUCCAUCAUCUCUUCCUGAAAAUACUAACGGAAAACUGGUGCCCAUAAAACGACCCGACAGGGGGGGCAGUAAUGCCAUCUCGACUGCCAGUCUUGCUGUUAACCAUUUUCGUAUCGAGUGUGAUCCAAACAGCACCAUAAUGCACUAUGAUGUGGAUAUCAGGCCAGAGGUAUCUCCUAGAGGUAGGCCUGGAAGGAUACCAAAAUCUGAUCUGCGAAUGAUCAUCAACAAACUAUUCUCUGAUGAUCCCACCCGGUUUCCUAUGUUGAAGAUUGCUUAUGAUGGUGAAAAGAACAUUUUCAGUGCAGUUCUACUGCCUAUUGGAACAUUCAAGGUGGAGUUAUCUGACGGUGAAGGCACAAGGACCCGUUCAUAUAUAAUUUGUAUAAAGCUUGUAAAUGAGUUGGAGUUCAGCAAGCUGGAGGACUACAUAAGUGGGAAUCUCCAAAUCAACCCCCGUGAUGUACUACAAGGGGUGGAUGUAGUAAUGAAGGAAGAUCCAUCUAAGCAUAUGAUUUGUAUUGGUCGAAGCUUUUAUACCAAAGAAUUCAAUCAUGAGGAUAAUCUUAGAUAUGGCAUUACAGCUGCUAAAGGCUUCCAGCAAAGUGUGAAGCCCACUUACCAGGGUCCAGCCUUGUGUUUGGACUACUCAGUUUUGCCUUUCCACAAGCCCCUGCCAGUUAUAGACUUUCUCAAGGAGCACUUUGAAGUUCAUGAUGUGAGAAUGUUGAGCAGAGAAGUAAUCACUGCAUUGAAAGGAUUGAAAGUUACAAUAACUCACCGUGUCACCAAUCACAAAUACACUAUUGCAGGAUUAUCUGAUCAAAACACACAAGAUCUUUCAUUUGACAUUGAGGAUCCUGAGGGCAAUGUACCCCCAAGGAAAGUUGGCCUUGUCGAUUAUUACAGGGAGAAAUAUGACAAGGAAAUUAUGUACAAUGAUAUUCCGUGCUUGGAUUUGGGGAAAAAUAACUGGAAAAACUAUGUGCCAAUGGAAUUCUGUGUAUUGGUUGAGGGGCAAAAGUACCCGCAAGAGCAUUUGGAUGGAAAUACAGCCAAGCUAUUAAAGAAGAUGUCAUUAGUUCCGCCAGAGGACAGAAAGAAGGUGAUCUAUGACAUGGUGCAGGUUGUGGAUAGAGGAGAUAUCACUCAAAAUUUUGGAAUUCAAUUGGAUACGAAAAUGACAACAGUGACAGGCCGUGUAAUUGAGCCACCUAAGUUGAAGGUAGGUGCUCCCAACGGCAAUGUGGAUGUAAUCAGAGUUGACAAGUAUAAAUGUGAGUGGCGCCUUGUUGGGAAAUGUUUAGUAGAUGCCAUACCGGUGGUUCGGUGGGCCUUAAUCGAUUUUAGCUCAUCUGAUGGUCGUUUCAAACUGAUUUCCGAUCAGUUCAUUCGGAAUAUUAAGAAUCAGUGCAGAAAAUUAGGGCUUCGCAUGGAGGAUCCUCUUGUCUGUCGUUUCACUCAAAUGAGGGCAUUAUCUAAUGUUAAUAUGGUACGCAAAAUCUUUGCUGGUGUAAUUAAGGAGGCUAGUGGGAAAUGCAGGGAUCGGUUACAAAUUGUUGUCUGUGUGACGACUAAAAAAGAAAAAGGUCUCGGCCACAACUAUAUCAAAUGGAUCUCUGAUAUUGAAAUGGGGAUUGUGAGUCAGUGUUGCUUGGCCACCCCUGUGAAUAAGGGCAAUGAUGCUUAUCUUGCCAAUCUUGCUCUUAAGAUUAAUGCAAAGCUUGGAGGCAGCAACAUAGAACUUGAAAGGCUACCCCAUUUUGAGGGUGGAGGCCAUGUCAUGUUUGUGGGGGCUGAUGUCAAUCACCCUACAGGUUCAUGGAAUUCAGCUCGUCCGUCUCCAUCAAUUGCAGCAGUUGUUGCCACAGUUAACUGGCCUGCUCUAAAUCGCUAUGCUGCACGGAUAUGGCCUCAAGAUCCUCGCAUUGAGAAGAUUCUGAAAUUUGGGAGCAUGUGUCUCGAUCUUAUCGAUUCUUAUGCUCAGUUCAACAAAGUGAAACCGCAAAAAAUUGUUGUCUUCCGAGAUGGAGUAAGUGAGGGCCAAUUUGACAUGGUUCUCAAUGAGGAGUUACUUGAUCUGAAGAAGGCGAUUGAGACAAAGUACGGGGAAAUGUACCGGCCAACAAUCACUCUUGUUGUGGCCCAGAAGCGACACCAAACUCGUCUGUUUCCCAAGACUCAUAGGGAUGGAGGUUCCAAGGGGAAUGUGAAUCCAGGAACAGUUGUGGACACUGUAGUAGUUCACCCAUUUGAGUUUGAUUUUUAUCUUUGCAGCCAUUAUGGGAGCAUUGGAACAAGCAAGUGCACACAUUAUUAUGUCCUCUACGACCAGCAUAACUUCACUUCUGAUCAGGUGCAGGAGCUCAUAUAUCAUUUGUGCUUCACCUGUGCUCGUUGCACCAAACCAGUCUCGCUUGUCACGCCUGUGUACUAUGCUGAUCUUGUUGCAUUCAGGGGACGUCUGUACCAAGAGGUGGUGGAGGAGUUGUUUCCUGCAGAGGCUUCAUUUGAUGAAAAGAAGUACAAGGUGCAUGGUGAUCUCGAGGACACCAUGUUUUUCAUCUGAAAUGUCUCAAGUUGGCUUCUGGAUCUUCUUCUCUAUUCACAAUAGUGAAGGAGAUUCAUCUGAAAAGUCUCAAGUUGGCUUCUGGAUCUUCUUCUCUAUUCACAAUAGUGAAGGAGAUUCAUCUGAAAAGUCUCAAGUUGGCUUCUGGAUCUUCUUCUCUAUUCACAAUAGUGAAGUCGAUUCUGCAUUCACAACGCAGUUCUCCUUUCCUGUAGCCAAUAGUAAAGGAGUUUGUGCGUGAAUCUAAUAGGUUUCUUGUGGUGUUGCCUCUAAAUUCUCAUGGUACAUGAAGGCCGCGUGUAUUUAGAGGCAUGCUAUCUGUGGAACAGUUUGUGUAUGGGUUUUUAAUAGUCUUUUCCUUGGUGUCCGAUUUGAUGUUUUCCUUUUAUGUGUCUUGCCUCUAAAUUCUAAUGGUACAUGCAGGCCAUGUGUAUUUAGAAGCGGGCUAUAGCCACCAAAUUAGGUAAUUUGGAUAUGUGGAACAGUUUGUGUGUAUGGGUUUUUAAGUCUUUACCUAAUGUUCAAUAUGAUGUUUUCCUUUUUUAAUGUGUGUUGGAUUAGUGUGUCUGUUUUUGUUGAAUUAUGGGGGUGGAUGAUUAUAUGUUAAUGUAAAAAUUGGAACUUGAUUUCCUAUGGCACUUGUUUUUGCCUUCUGUGGAGCAUAUGUUCCAAUGUUCAGUUAAGAAUGAUUGUAAUAAUAUUAUAUUUGUGUGUUCUUUUUCCA
Cornus florida is the source of this 3966-nucleotide messenger RNA. RefSeq names its product protein argonaute 2-like. The record is from RefSeq and is a predicted model, not a curated record. NCBI's taxonomy places the organism in Eukaryota, Viridiplantae, Streptophyta, Magnoliopsida, Cornales, Cornaceae. Gene Ontology annotation, molecular function: RNA binding; protein binding. The transcript is spliced from 3 exons. Gene Ontology annotation, biological process: regulatory ncRNA-mediated post-transcriptional gene silencing. Bases 228 to 3242 code for a protein of 1004 amino acids. Gene Ontology annotation, cellular component: cytoplasm.